GGUGAGGAGAGACCCCAGACGGAGCCUUCGGAGUCCCUCCGCCCCCACCUUGCCUCGUCCGGAGCCUCGGCCCUCCCUGCCGCCCUCCUCGUGGCCAUGGAGUGUCCGCACCUCAGUUCUAGCGUCUGCAUCGCGCCGGACUCGGCCAAGUUCCCCAACGGCUCCCCGUCGUCCUGGUGCUGCAGCGUGUGCCGGUCGAACAAAAGCCCCUGGGUCUGUUUGACUUGUUCAAGUGUCCACUGUGGAAGGUAUGUGAAUGGGCAUGCAAAAAAGCAUUAUGAAGAUGCUCAAGUACCCUUAACCAACCACAAAAAAACAGAAAAGCAAGAUAAAGCUCAACACACAGUGUGUAUGGAUUGCAGUAGCUACAGUACAUACUGUUAUCGCUGUGAUGACUUCGUGGUUAAUGACACCAAGCUGGGACUGGUACAGAAACUCAGAGAACACUUUCAGAACUUGGAAAACUCAGCUUUCACAGCCGAUAGGCAUAGAAAAAGAAAAGUAUUGGAAAACUCAUCAUUAAACAGCAAACUAUUAAAAGUAAAUGGCAGCACCACUGCCAUCUGUGCCACUGGCCUCCGGAACUUGGGGAACACAUGUUUUAUGAAUGCCAUUCUUCAGUCACUCAGUAACAUUGAGCAGUUUUGCUGUUAUUUCAAAGAACUGCCUGCUGUGGAGCUAAGGAACGGGAAAACAGCAGGAAGGCGGACAUAUCACACCAGGAGCCAAGGGGAUGACAACGUGUCUUUGGUGGAGGAGUUUAGAAAGACUCUCUGUGCUCUUUGGCAAGGCAGCCAGACUGCAUUUAGCCCAGAGUCCUUAUUCUAUGUUGUCUGGAAGAUUAUGCCGAAUUUUAGGGGUUACCAGCAGCAGGACGCCCACGAGUUUAUGCGCUACCUUUUGGACCACCUACACCUGGAGCUCCAGGGCGGUUUCAAUGGUGUUUCCCGUUCAACAAUUCUGCAGGAGAACUCGUCUAUGUCUGCCAGUAACAAAUGUUGCAUACAUGGAGCAUGGACUGUCGUCACAGCUGUAUUUGGUGGGAUUCUCCAAAACGAGGUGAACUGUCUCAUAUGUGGGACAGAGUCCAGGAAGUUCGACCCUUUCCUAGACCUUUCAUUAGAUAUUCCAAGUCAAUUCAGAAAUAAGCGCUCUAAGAAUCAAGAAAAUGGACCGGUUUGUUCACUGCGAGAUUGUCUUCGGAGUUUUACUGACUUAGAAGAACUUGAUGAGACAGAGCUAUAUAUGUGCCAUAAAUGUAAAAAGAAACAAAAGUCCACUAAAAAGUUUUGGAUUCAAAAGCUACCCAAGGUGCUAUGCUUACAUUUGAAAAGAUUCCACUGGACAGCCUAUUUAAGAAACAAAGUUGACACAUACGUAGAAUUUCCUCUGAGAGGUCUAGACAUGAAAUGCUACUUAUUAGAGCCUGAGAACAGCGGGCCGGAGAGCUGCCUCUACGACCUGGCUGCCGUCGUGGUGCACCAUGGGUCUGGGGUCGGCUCUGGGCAUUACACAGCAUUUGCAGCUCACGAAGGUCGCUGGUUCCAUUUCAAUGACAGCACUGUAACACUGACUGAGGAAGAGACCGUGGUGAAGGCCAAGGCCUACAUCCUGUUCUACGUGGAACGCCAGGCCAAAACUGGAGCGGAUAAACUUUAAUACCUCCUCUCCGUCAUUAUCCAUCAACGAUACCGGACAAACAUUUCCAAUUUUCCAUAAAUACUUGAUCCGAGAGUUAAUUUCAUUAUGCACUUUUCAAUUCCCUAUUUUGGAUUUAUAGUUUUGUUAAUGGUAGUGACUUAUUGAAUAUGGGCACCAAUUUUUGUUUUAUUUCUUGUUCUACCAGAAAACCUCGGCAGACACUCGGAUUUGCUGCUUUAGUUGUAAGAAGUCAGUUUUUCUAUGUAGAGUUGAGAACUUAGUUCUACUUGCCUUUUUAUAGUCAUGUUUUUGGUUCACCCUGAGGCACAUUUACGUCAAUGCUUCUGUUGCUCCCGCAGGAGGCGCCCAGCCCUUCCCGCUGCAGUGGGAGCAGUGAGGCUCCGGACCGGUGUGCAUGUCCUUUGUGGCCCUGCAUCGGCGACUGCUUAGCGGCCAUUCCGUUGGCCUGAUGGGGAGCACCUAGGCAUCCUUAGGUAGACCAGGUGGUAGUUGCUCGGGUUUCUCAGACUGCUGCCCUUGGCACUAAUUCAAUAAGACGGCUGUUGUACCUGCACUGGAAAUUCAGGAAUGACUUUCAGUUGUGCUUGUUUGCUUUGGGGAUACUGAGUUUUGUUUUCCCCCAUCGGGAGAUGAGAGUAUGGAAAAGUUCAGAGGUCACAACCAUUUGGUGUUUUAAAAUGCAGAGAGAAAUCUUGAUGUUCCUUUGCCUGUUUGAGUCAGCACCUGACACCCCACCCCGCCCCCCAGCUGCUGUUGUGGGAGCUGGGCCGUGUGCACCCACUCAGGGUGUCGUGUGGCAGGAAGCCAGGCUGGCUGCUUCCUGGCCUAUCGGAGCGGAGCACGUGGGAAAUGGUCUCACCGUGAAUCAGCAGACUUUCCAGUCUUGGGUUUAGUGGUCUUUGUUGUAAAAUGUGCUCUCAAGAAAAACAGGUACAAACCGUUUCGCUGUAACUCAGGUUGAAAUUUGGAGCUCUGAUCCCACUGUGGCGGUGAUUUCUGCCAGGGUCCUGGCCGGCCUGUUGCCUUGGAGCAGCGGGGAACGCAUUCGACUGUCUGCUUCCCUCGGGCUGGUUCUGCUCUGCGGGGUCACGGAGCUGAGGUGGACUCCACAACAGUGGGUGUGGCUUGGUGGCAGUGCUUGCAAGUUUUUAGAGUAGGAACCCCCGAAUAAGCAUCGGCUCACUGAGCCGUUCCCAUGGUCCUCGUCCCUCACCCUUCUCCUCCUGUCUGCUAUACGCUGGCCAAGGGAGGGCAGUUUCCUGUGAAGCCAGCCCACCAGGUCUGUGGGUCAAGUGUGUGACAGGGACAGGCAGCUGUGCAGGAGCAGAGGCUCUGUGACCCUCCCUGCUGGCCAGUGGCCCCACCCCACACCUUUCUUGUAGCAGAACAGCGGCUGGGUAAACAUGUAAACCCGCCAAGGUGCAAGUUCCAGCUUCGUCUCAAAUGGCACUUUCCAGUAGCCACAUAGCUGUUUCCAUGUAAGAACUGUUCCUCAGCACAUGGACCACCCAGUGCAAGCCUAGAACCGCAGCCGUUACUACAGCCUCGUUUGCACCGUUGCAGGAGGGAAGGCCACCUGAUUCACAAACAGGGUCCUAAGGACAGAUAGAAACAUGAUUUAAAAUAUUCUUAACUGUAUUUGGUCAAGCCAUAUGAAACUGCUGUGCUGAUUGUUUUCUACCUAAGGAAGUGACGCUUGACCCGAUUCCAUCUCAGUGUCAACACACUAACGUGUAGAUGAAGAGGAUCUAGGCAUCUCCUGUGAUUCGAGGCGGCUUCCUCGAGGGGUAAAGCGCUGUGGCUUCUCAGUCUCGUUUGUCACACAGGUCUCUGAGGGCAGCUGGUAUGACUGACAAUAAAGGCCGGGCAGUGGCAACGCUGGGGAAGAGCCACUUUAACUUCUUGGAACGACUGUUGUGGGAAGUGGACUUCCGACAGGCAACUGUUGGCUUAAGAGAUGAAUCCACCUCUCCUUUAAGUUCUUGUAGUCUUUUUCUUGCUUGAUGUUUACAUGCUAUCUUGGAGGCUCUUUGAGAAAAGCGAUUGGACCCAUUUGAAUCAUGCACUUGAUCACCAGGGAUGUAAAUGUGCCUGUUUGUAUGUUAGAAAUGCGGCUGCAGCCUUACCACACACAUCUGUUUCAAACGCCGACCCUUUUGUGCUCUUCAGGGAUGUUUCCCGUGUGCCACGUGGUCUCCAGCAGGUACGUGGCAUCUCCUUUGGAGAGCCUAUGCUGAGGCAGGGCCUCACGCCAUGUCACGUGGCUCUUUGGAACAAGAAAGCGUUCUUAGAAUUCCUCCCACACCAGUGGGUGGUAGAAACAGUUUGUGGCAACACAAAUCUCUCUCCAUGGUGGAGAACCUUUGCUUAUCCACUGUAUUCUACUCAGUGUAUAGUGAUGAUAAAUGUAAUAGAAUUAAACCAGUUACGUGUCUUGGCCCUGGUUCAGUGUGACGUGUAGGGUGGGGGGCAUGUUUAUUUCCUAAAGCCAAACCGCCGUUGUGGGUUUAGUGUACGUAGUCUGCUUAGGUGUACUUGCCCCACCUUGGUCUCCUCCACUGCUCCACAAUCUCUCCUGUGAGCCUCGUUGCUCCAGUGGCACCGGAAAGGCGCAGGGCAAAGGCUGCUCCUGUAGCCUGGUGGCUGGGAUGCAGCCCUGGGCACACCCAGCCUCACAAGCAGCAGGAGGACACAGCGGUGGCACACAGGAGCCCGCGGCCCUCGUGUGUGGUCCCCGGGUCUGGAAGUGCUGGAUCCAGACUGCCCAUCGACAGCUGCAGCUCUGCUCUCAUCAUUUGCCAUGAAGCCUCGUUUGUGGGACUUCAGGAGGGUUGUUUAAUUGUGCAGGUGACCAAUUUCAUUUUAAGUUGUAAUCACAUCUUUAUGCUUCUCCAGUGUGAACUGUCCUAUGGAAAGUUUCAUUAAAGUCUGGUCGUCUUC
This is a messenger RNA of Echinops telfairi (small Madagascar hedgehog), 4602 nucleotides long. It is a transcript of the gene USP3, whose product is annotated as ubiquitin specific peptidase 3. The transcript is spliced from 15 exons. Gene Ontology annotation, molecular function: zinc ion binding; cysteine-type deubiquitinase activity. Bases 97 to 1659 code for a protein of 520 amino acids. The record is from RefSeq and is a predicted model, not a curated record. Lineage: Eukaryota; Metazoa; Chordata; Mammalia; Afrosoricida; Tenrecidae. Gene Ontology annotation, cellular component: cytoplasm. Gene Ontology annotation, biological process: protein deubiquitination.